GGCGUGGGUCGGCCUCUAUCCAGUCGGGGCGGAGCCCACAGCGGGCUGCCAGAGCUUAGAGGCCCAGGCGUUCUCAGCCAUGGGCAGGGGGUCCCCGAGAACGCAGGGGUUGCUGCUGCUGCUGCUGCUGCUGUCKCCUUGGCCAGUGCCCUGUGCCUUCGUGCUUCCAGGAAACACUCCUGGGGAGCCUGUUACUCCCCAGUGGGUCUUGGAUGGACGACCCUGGCKCAGAGUUACCCUGGAAGAGCCGAUCUUGAAACUCAACUCGGGCUUGGUGGUCUUGGAGGCUGAAGGCCAGGAGCUCCUGCUUGAGUUGGAGAAGAACCACAGGCUGUUGGCCCCAGGAUACACAGAAACCCACUACAGCCCAGAUGGGCAGCCAGUGGUGCUGGUCCCCAACCACACGGAUCAUUGUCACUACCAUGGGCAUGUGAGAGGCUUCCCUCAUUCUUGGGUAGUCCUCAGCACCUGCUCUGGGAUGAGGGGCCUAAUCAGGCUCAGCAGCAAUGCCAGCUAUUAUCUGCAUCCUUGGCCAUCUGAGGAUUCUGAGGACCUCUCAACCCACAAGAUCUUCCGCAUGGAUCAACUGCUCACUUGGAAAGGGGCCUGUGGCUACAGGGACCUCAAGGACAAACCAGAAAUGGCCAGCCUUCUUCCUGCCCUCCAGAGCAGGGAGAGGCGAGAGUCCCACAGGAGUCCGAGGUACCUGGAGCUGUACAUAGUGGCAGACCACACCCUGUUCUUGAUCCAGCACCGGAACUUGAACCACACCAAACAGCGUCUUUUAGAAGUUGCCAGUUAUGUGGAACAGAUUCUUAGGACUCUGGACAUUCAGUUGGUGCUGACUGGCCUGGAGGUGUGGACUGAGCAGGACCACAGCCGCGUCACGCCUGACGCGAAUGCCACGCUCUGGGCCUUCCUGCAGUGGCGCCGGGGGGUGUGGACUCGGCGGCCACACGACUCAGCGCAGUUGCUCACGGGCCGCACCUUCCAGGGCACCACUGUGGGCCUGGCGCCAGUCAAUGGCAUGUGCCGCGUCGACAGCUCUGGAGGCGUGACCAUGGACCACUCGGAGCUCCCCAUUGGCCCUGCUGCCACCAUGGCCCACGAGAUAGGGCACAGCCUUGGCCUCAGCCAUGACCCAGACGGCUGCUGCGUGGAGGCCAUGGCAGACGAGGGCGGCUGCGUGAUGGCGGAGGCCACUGGGCACCCGUUCCCGCGCGUAUUCAGCGCCUGCAGCCGCCGCCAGCUGCGCGCCUUCUUCCGAAAGGGAGGUGGCGCGUGCCUUUCAAAUGCCCCGGACCUUAGGCUCCUGUUGCCGUCGGCGCGCUGCGGGAACGGCUUCGUGGAGGCCGGCGAAGAGUGCGACUGUGGCUCCAGCCAGAAGUGCCCGGACCCCUGCUGCAUCGCCCAUAACUGUUCACUGCGUGCGGGGGCCCAGUGCGCUCACGGGGGCUGUUGCUCCGGCUGCCUGCUGAAGCCAGCAGGCACGCCAUGUCGCCAGGCUGCAGGCGACUGUGACCUCCCCGAAUUCUGCACGGGAACCUCCCCACACUGUCCCCCGGACAUUUACCUACUGGAUGGUUCGCCCUGCGCCAAUGGCAGAGGCUACUGCCGGGAUGGCGCAUGCCCCACGCUGGAGCAGCAGUGCCAGCAGCUCUGGGGGCCUGGGUCCCGCCCAGCCCCAGAGGCCUGUUUCCAGAUGGUGAACUCUGCGCGAGAUGCCCAUGGUAACUGUGGCCAGGACAGCGACAGCGGCUUCCUGCCUUGUGCACAGAAGGAUGCUCAGUGUGGGAAGCUGCAGUGCCAAGGUGGGGAGUCGAGUCCACGGGUGCCAUACAUGGUGCCGGUGGACUCCAUGGUUCCCUUAGAGGGUGGUGAGGUGGCCUGUCGUGGAGCCUUGGCGCUUCCAGAAGCCCAGCUGGAUCUACUUGACUUGGGCCUGGUAGAGGCGGGGACCCAGUGUGGACCUAAAAUGGUGUGCCAGGACAGGCGCUGCCAGAAUGCUACCUUCCAGGAAUUGGAGAACUGCCUGACUGCCUGCCACAACCGGGGAGUUUGCAAUAGCAACCAUAAUUGCCACUGUGCUCCGGGCUGGGCCCCACCCUUCUGUGACAAGCCUGGCUUGGGUGGUAGUGUGGACAGUGGCCCUGUGCAGCCUGAAAAGAAGGAUGCCUUCCUGCUAGCCAUGCUCCUCAGCUUUCUACUGCCUCUACUCCCUGGGGCAGGCCUGGCCUGGUGCUGCUACCGGCUCCCAGGAUUCCAUCUCCAGCAAUGCCCUUGGGGCUGCAGGAGGGAUCUCUUGUGCAGUAGGCCCAAAGAUGGCUCAUGCAAGGAUAACCCCCUGGGCAGUGUUUACUCCAUGGAGUUGGGCCCCACAGCCACUGGAGAGUCCCAGGCCCUGGACCCUGUGAACUCUCCAGAGCCCAACAGCCACCCUGAGAAGUCUGUGCCCUAUAGCUCUGCCUGA
This is a messenger RNA of Urocitellus parryii (Arctic ground squirrel), 2470 nucleotides long. RefSeq names its product ADAM metallopeptidase domain 33 (gene Adam33). Gene Ontology annotation, molecular function: metalloendopeptidase activity. The record is from RefSeq and is a predicted model, not a curated record. NCBI's taxonomy places the organism in Eukaryota, Metazoa, Chordata, Mammalia, Rodentia, Sciuridae. Gene Ontology annotation, biological process: proteolysis.